AUGCGAUGUACCAAUCGUAUAGCCCGCACUCGCAGGACCUGGUGCCCGCCUUUAAAGCACUGCCGGCCACGUUACAAACAUGACGCGCCACCAAACCCUGACGACAAGGUCCCAGCUCUUGAUCCUCGACUCUCAGAUCUAGGCGUCACUAUCAAGGACGACUUUGCCAUUCUGCGCGAGAAGUAUGACGCGCCCAAGUAUCCUAUUGUGCUCGCCCAUGGUCUGCUUGGGUUCGAUGAGCUGCGUCUAGCCGGCAAGUGGCUCCCGGGCGUCCACUACUGGCGUGGCAUCAGAGAAGCGUUGCAGCAGGCAGGCGUAGAGGUCAUUACUACAUCUGUGCCAACGACUGGCUCGAUAAGUGAGCGUGCAGAGGCUCUACAUGAACAGGUUCGUGACAAAGCCCAGGGGAGAGACGUCAACAUCGUGGCGCACAGCAUGGGUGGGCUCGAUGCUCGAUGGAUGAUCAGUCGCAUUCAACCUCCCGAGUUCAAGGUCAAAUCCUUAACUACCAUCGCCACACCACAUCGAGGAAGCUCUGCGGCGGAUAUGCUCUUUAGGGACAUCGGGGCGGACAACAUCAAUCAGCUCUACAAGAUCCUCGCUCGUCUCAAAGUGGACACCGGAGCUUUCUCACAGCUUACACGACGCUACAUGGGAGAUGUCUUCAACCCGGUUACACCCAAUGAUCCUCAGGUUCGAUACUUCUCUUACGGCGCCGCCGCGCAACCGCAUAUAUUGUCCGUUUUCCGCCUGUCACACGACUUGAUGGAAGUGAUCGAAGGGCCCAAUGAUGGACUGGUGUCAGUGGCCAGCAGUCGAUGGGGUGAGUAUAAGGGCACGCUGUUGGGAGUUACGCAUCUUGAUCUGAUUAAUUGGACCAACCGGUUCAAGCGGCUGGCGGCGAGGAUGUCGCUGGUGACGCAGGACUUCAACGCUGUUGCAUUUUAUCUUGCCAUAGCGGAUACGCUGGCCAAAGAGGGGCUCUGA
Messenger RNA from Cyphellophora europaea CBS 101466, 987 nucleotides. RefSeq lists its product as uncharacterized. Gene Ontology annotation, molecular function: triacylglycerol lipase activity. Bases 1 to 987 code for a protein of 328 amino acids. The transcript has a single exon. The record is from RefSeq and is a predicted model, not a curated record. Lineage: Eukaryota; Fungi; Ascomycota; Eurotiomycetes; Chaetothyriales; Cyphellophoraceae.